AUGACAACAACGACCACGGCACCGGCGUUGCCAACGCCCAUUCAUGAUGGCUUUGGGAAGAGUGUUCCAUAUGAGAAGAGUGUUCCCAGAACAGUCAAUCCUUUCUCGAACCGUGUCCCCGGACGAGAAAUCAUCACGAUCCCCAACUUUACACUCGAAUCCGGUGUUGAGAUGCGAAAUGUUCCUGUUGCAUACAUGAGCUGGGGCAAGCUAUCACCAAAGGCCAACAAUGUCAUGAUCAUUUGCCAUGCGUUGUCCGGAAGUGCAGAUGUCAGCGACUGGUGGGGUCCGCUCCUUGGACCUGGAAAGGCAUUCGAUACAGACAAGUUCUUCGUCAUCUGUAUGAACAGCCUGGGAAGUCCAUAUGGAACUGCCAGUCCUGUGACAGCCAAGAACGGGGACUACUCUGAGGGAUGGUACGGAGCUGACUUCCCAUCAACAACUAUCCGAGACGAUGUUCGACUUCAUAAGUUGGUUCUAGACAAGCUUGGGGUUCGUAAAGUCGCAGCUGUGAUUGGGGGUUCUAUGGGCGGCAUGCAUGUUCUUGAAUGGGCCUUCCUUGGAAAAGACUAUGUUCGAUGCAUUGUACCAGCUGCAACAUCCAGUCAUCAGAGUGCAUGGGCAAUUGGUUGGGGAGAAGCACAGCGCCAUGCCAUCCGAAGUGAUGUCAAGUACAAGAAUGGCCGUUACGGGUUCGACGAUCCUCCUAUUCUUGGUCUAGAAGCAGCUCGUAUGACGGCACUAUUGACGUAUCGAAGUCGAGAUUCCCUAGAGAGGAGGUUUGGGCGUGAUACAGGGAACAAGAAAAAGACACAGAAUCAAGAUAGCAAGACAUUACCAAGCAGCGGGACACUUGUUCACAGCCAAGGAGGGGCAGACGAAACCCCUGUAGCCUUCGACCGCGCCGACUCCAACUUCGCCGCACAAUCCUACCUCCGCUACCAAGCGAAGAAGUUUUCCGACCGCUUCGACAGCAACUGUUACAUCGCCCUCACCAACAAACUCGACACCCAUGAUUUGGCCCGCGGUCGAACACGGACUGUUAGUGAAGCGUUGUCACUCAUUGAGCAACCUACGCUGGUAUUGGGCAUUCGGAGCGAUGGGCUGUAUACGCUUGCUGAACAAGAGCAGAUUGCAAGAGCUGUGCCAAAUGCCAAGUUGAGGGAGAUACUAGUGACUUGCCUGGCCUGGUCCUCGCUUUCUCGAUUGGACGAGGGUCGGCAAACACAUGAGAUACCAAUAAAACCUCGUCAUCUUCUUCCCUCUCCCUGUGCUUCGAGUCCGCCAAUUCCCUUGUCUCUGUCACUGUGAAUUCGGACACGCAUAGUAUCCUAGUAGACUGGCUAUCGUCUUGAAGCAAAUCGUCCUGUAUAUGGCGUCUGUUUUGAAGUUCGAUAUCGUGGUAACGAGUGGAAGUGCUCUGCUCAGGUAGCUGAUUGGCAGCAUAUGACUUUCUCGAGCGAUUGUAGCUGGACAUUGACGGAAGAUACCGUGAAACGAAAGGUCGCAGUGUUGGGACGCAAGCGCAUAGCAGCCCGCAACAAAGUUCAGUGAACGACCAACACGCUGGCUCGACGUUUACCCAGGUAAGGUCUUCUUGGAUAUCAAGAUAACCCAU
Messenger RNA from Fusarium redolens, 1618 nucleotides. Its product is annotated as Alpha/Beta hydrolase protein. Gene Ontology annotation, biological process: L-homoserine metabolic process. The record is from RefSeq and is a predicted model, not a curated record. Lineage: Eukaryota; Fungi; Ascomycota; Sordariomycetes; Hypocreales; Nectriaceae. Gene Ontology annotation, molecular function: homoserine O-acetyltransferase activity. The transcript is spliced from 5 exons. The coding region runs from base 1 to 1311 and encodes 436 amino acids.